CGCACAUGCCUCUUGGUUUUCUUGGCAUUAGUGAUGUUAACUAUCAUCCAGAUAGUCAUCCAGACAGAAAACAUCAGGCCACUACAGGACUUGUUGUGUUUAAAGCUCAGUGAGGAUGAGGGCCGCAAUCUUAUUUCUGUAAACCUCCGGAACAAGAGUAUGGACAGACCGGCAGUGCCUACAACCUGGGAUAUCAUCAGCUCCAACUGCAGUGCCAACCCUAAUUUCAUAUCCCAAGAGUGGUACAUGAAUCUUGAAUCCAAUUUCCAGCAAUUUUUGCUUUACAGGCAUUGUCGAUACUUUCCUAUCCUAAUGAAUCACCCGGAGAAGUGUGCUGGGGACAUUGACUUGUUGAUUGUGAUUAAGUCGGUGAUAACGCAACAUGACCGGAGAGAGGUGAUAAGGCAAACAUGGGGCAAAGAGCAGAUGGUCAACGAGAAAAGGAUCAAAACCAUUUUUCUUCUCGGGGUGUCUUCCAAUCAAGAAGAGGUAGCCAACCAUCAAAAACUUCUGGAAUAUGAGAAUCAAAUUUAUGGGGAUAUCCUCCAGUGGGACUUCAUGGAUAGUUUCUUCAACCUCACCCUAAAGGAGAUUCACUUCUUGAAAUGGUUCUCCAUGUACUGCAGAAAUGCCCGGUACAUCUUCAAAGGAGACGACGACGUGUUUGUCAGCAUUUCCAACAUCUUUGAAUAUCUGGAUGCAAGCAAAGACGUGAAAGACCUCUUGGUCGGUCAUGUUCUCUUUGAUGCCAAGCCCAUUCGCCAAAAGACGAACAAGUAUUACAUUCCUCAUGUCUUGUAUCGAAAGAAAAGCUACCCGCCGUAUGCUGGUGGAGGAGGUUUCCUGAUGGAUGGCCCCCUUGCACGUAAACUUUACAAAGCAUGUGAAACUGUGGAACUUUAUCCCAUCGAUGAUGUGUUUCUUGGGAUGUGUCUAGAAGUGCUUAACGUAACCCCAAUUCAACACAAUGCUUUCAAAACUUUUGGGAUUGUAAGCGAGCAAACUAGUCAAAUGAAUCGGGAUCCGUGCUUUUAUAGGAACUUGAUAUUGGUACAUAAAUUGCUCCCACCCGAUCUAAUCAACAUGUGGAAGAUGGUCAAUAAUAACUCAAUAGAUUGUUCGCUGCAAAUUCAUUUCUUAAAGUCACAAGAUAUGUUUUGGCAUAAGAAAGAAUAUUCAACGAAAAUUUAAAUUAACUCAGAUGUCUGGACAACUUAAUUUAUGUAGCUAAUGAAGAAGCUUGUCAUUCGCAUAGCACGAUGGAUGGACAUUUUUCAACAAACUUGGGAGUUAAAUACAACAUUCUUAAGAAUGGUUUUAUGAAUGCUUAC
This is a messenger RNA of Paramisgurnus dabryanus, 1331 nucleotides long. Its product is annotated as UDP-GlcNAc:betaGal beta-1,3-N-acetylglucosaminyltransferase 7-like. Gene Ontology annotation, molecular function: hexosyltransferase activity; UDP-glycosyltransferase activity. Gene Ontology annotation, biological process: poly-N-acetyllactosamine biosynthetic process; protein O-linked glycosylation. The record is from RefSeq and is a predicted model, not a curated record. NCBI's taxonomy places the organism in Eukaryota, Metazoa, Chordata, Actinopteri, Cypriniformes, Cobitidae. Gene Ontology annotation, cellular component: Golgi membrane.